This is a messenger RNA of Mesorhabditis belari, 984 nucleotides long. The record is from the annotation of a GenBank genome assembly. NCBI's taxonomy places the organism in Eukaryota, Metazoa, Nematoda, Chromadorea, Rhabditida, Rhabditidae.
AUGCCGACACCAUCACGGCCACAUGACUCAACCGCUGGCCCAGUUCCCGGUGAUGGGCAUGGUUCAAACAAAUGGGUAGAAGCAUUCCUCGACGAUUGCAGAAAAAUGGGCACGAACGGAAUGCUCAAGCAAUAUCGCAAGAACAGAUCCUACAUCGCACCCAACUACUCAUUUGAGGCCUUCACGGAAAAUCCACAGUGCAACCGAUAUUCAGAUGUGGUUUGUCUUGACGAGAGUCGAGUGAUGUUAAAGAUUGAGAAGCCGGGUGAAGGUGAUUACAUUCACGCAAAUUGGGUGCGUCUUGCAAAUCACGAUCGUGUAUACAUUGCUACACAAGCCCCCAUCGACCACACGAUUCAUGACUUUUGGCGGAUGUGCUUCCAAAACGACGUAUUCUGCAUUGUGAAUCUUGCCCGCCAAACGGAAAACGGCCGUGCCAGUUGUGCUCAAUAUUGGCCAGAAAAGGUCGGACACUUCUACACGCUUCCGCAAAAUGGAGGGUAUCUUGUGAACAACAAAAAGGUGGAACAUGAGGACAAAUUCACUCUAUCAACAAUUGAAGUGGUGCCAAAUGAAUGCUCAGAAGGAAAAGUUGUGAAGAUGAUCCAAUUUUUGGAAUGGCCAGACAAAGGAAUCCCAUUGGGCAGUCGAGUGAUUCUUCGCUUGCUUCGCCUUAUCACACGACAAGACAAAUUGGCAGCGAGACAAGGUAACGUGGUAGUGCACUGCUCUGCAGGAAUCGGACGAACAGGAACAAUUAUUCUGAUCGAUUGGAUGCUGCAAGCUAUUCUUCAUCGACACGAGCACGUUGAUGCUACGGCCCUCUUUAUGGAACUGCGUCGUCAACGUGCCCAUUCGAUUCAAACCGAGGGACAAUGGCUUUUUAUCUACCAGUCGGUGCUUGAAUACAUGCGGUUGAAGUACCCAAAGUAUGCACAUUCGAUCGAGAAAAUGGUCGCUGAGAUUCGAGCGCUCAAUUUGAAC